AAAUUUGAACCCAGUGUGAAUAUGUGCCAGCAGGGGCUGCUAUCUUUUGAAGGAUUUGCAAGAUUUUUGAUGGAUAAAGACAACUUUGCCUCCAAAAACGAUGAGUCACAAGAGAAUGCUGAGGACUUGCACUUUCCACUGUCAUAUUACUACAUCGAAUCUUCACACAAUACUUACCUUACUGGCCAUCAGCUUAAAGGGGAGUCCUCGGUAGAGCUCUACAGCCAGGUUCUUUUACAAGGCUGCAGAAGUGUAGAAUUAGAUUGCUGGGAUGGAGAUGAUGGGAUGCCUAUCAUUUAUCAUGGACACACUCUUACUACUAAGAUCUCUUUUAAGGAGGUAGUUGAAGCUAUUGAUCGCAAUGCGUUUAUCACUUCCGACAUGCCAAUUAUCAUAUCAAUAGAAAACCACUGUUCAUUGCCUCAGCAACGCAAGAUGGCUGAGAUUUUCAAGAAUGUAUUCGGAGAUAAGCUGGUAACAAAGUUUUUAUUUGAGAGUGACUUUUCUGAUGAUCCCAUGCUUCCUUCACCUGCCCAACUGAAAAGAAAAAUCCUGCUUAAAAACAAGAAGCUCAAAGCCCAUCAAACACCAGUGGAUAUAUUGAAACAAAAGGCACACCAGCUGGCACAUAUGCAAGCACAGGCUAGCAAUGGUGCUAGCAACCCUGCCGCCAAUGAAGAGGAAGAAGAUGAAGAGGAUGAAUAUGACUAUGACUAUGAGUCUCUCUCUGAUGCUGAUGUCCUUAGUGCUUCUCCUGCUCCUAACAGCCAGGAAGAUAACAUUCUUGAAGACCGACCUGAGAAUAAAUUAUCAAGUGAUAAACUGCAAUUUGAGUAUAAUGAAGAGACUGCCAAACGAAUAAAGAAGGCUGAUUGUGCUACUUACAAUAAUAAAGGAAAGGUUUACGAUAUGGAGCUGGGGGAAGAAUUCUAUCUUCCACAAAAUAAGAAGGAAAGCAGACAGAUAGCCCCAGAGCUAUCAGAUCUUGUCAUUUACUGUCAAGCUGUAAAGUUCCCCGGCUUGUCAACUCUAAACCCAUCUGGCUCUAGCAGAGGAAAAGAACGAAAAAGCAGGAAGUCCAUUUUUGGCAACAAUCCUGGCAGGCUGAGCCCUGGGGAGUCAACUACUCUUGCCAAAGCAUCUGGAAAAGGUCCUUUGGAUGCGAUGAGGCAGACCUGGGAAGAUCCUUGCUCUCCUUAUAACUCUCCAGCUUCUCUCAGUGCUAUCAUAAGGACACCCAAGUGCUAUCAUAUCUCCUCCCUGAACGAGAAUGCGGCCAAGCGGCUGUGCAGGCGGUACUCUCAGAAGCUGAUCCAGCAUACCACCUGUCAGCUCCUGAGGACCUACCCCGCUGCCACGCGCAUUGACUCCUCAAAUCCCCAUCCACUGAUCUUCUGGCUCCAUGGCGUACAGCUUGUGGCUCUUAACUAUCAAACAGAUGAUCUUCCUCUGCAACUUAAUGCAGCGAUGUUUGAGGCUAAUGGUGGCUGUGGAUAUGUUUUGAAACCUCCUGUUCUCUGGGAUAAAAAUUGUUCCAUGUACCAGCAGUUUUGUCCAUUAGAAAGAGAUCUUGAUAAUAAGGAGCCAGUUAUAUAUUCUUUAACAAUUGUGUCUGGACAGAAUGUCUGCCCUAGCAAUAGCACAGGCAGUCCGUGCAUUGAAAUUGAUGUGCUGGGGAUGCCUCUGGAUAGCUGCCAUUUCCGGACAAAGCCCAUUCAUCGCAACACUCUCAACCCCAUGUGGAAUGAACAAUUCCUUUUCCGGGUUCACUUUGAAGAUCUGGUCUUUCUUCGGUUCGCAGUUGUUGAAAAUAACAGCUCAGCUGUAACAGCUCAGAGAAUCAUUCCCCUAAAAGCUCUAAAAAGAGGUUAUAGACACGUCCAGCUCCAUAACCUGCACAAUGAAGCAUUAGAAAUUUCUAGUUUGUUCAUAAACAGUCGGAGAAUGGAAGAAAGUCCCUCUGGAAACACUCUGCCUACAUCUGUGUUGUUUAGCACGGGGGAAAGGAAAGCUGCUGUGAAUUACAAAGUGACAAUUCAUGGAAUUCCAGGCCUGGAGCCUUUCACUGUUUUUAACGUAAGUGGGGGGACCACGGCUGCACAGCUUCUCCAUCAGCUCUUGGCUACAACGAAAGGCACAGAGUCAUGUGCUCCAGACUAUUUUCUGAUGGAAGAGAAAAGUUUUAUAUCUAAAGAAAAGAGUGAAUGCAGAAAACCACCAUUCCAGAGAGUAAUUGGUCCUGAAGAAGGGCUAGUGCAGCUUUUGAACAGUUGGUUCCCAGAAGAAGGAUAUGUUGGAAGGAUUAUCUUUAAAACUUGUGAAGAAAAUUUAAACGAGAGAAACGUCUUUCAAGAAGCAAAGGAAGAUGCAGCCAUCAGCUCUGAGGAUGACAGCUUCUUUGUUCAGGUACAUGAUGUCUCCCCAGAGCAACCACGCACUGUCAUCAAAGCUCCCCGCUUCAGCACAGCUCAGGAUGUCAUACAGCAGACUCUUUGCAAAGCCAAAUACUCCUACAGCAUUUUGAGCAAUCCAAAUCCAAGUGAUUAUGUGCUCUUGGAAGAGGUGACAAAAGAGCCAGCAAACAAGAAGUCCUCAACAUCUAAACCAUCUCAGAGGAUCCUCUCUGAUCAAGAGUGUGUGUUUCAGGCCCAAAGCAAGUGGAAGGGAGCAGGAAAAUUCAUCCUUAAACUCAAAGAACAGGUUCAGGCAGCACGGGAUGACAAAAGAAAGGGCAUUUCCUUUACCAGUGAACUGAAGAAGUUAACCAAGUCAAGUAAGCAGUAUCGGGGAUUCAUAUCGCCACCUCUGCAGGUCUUGCCAGACAGUCCACAGAGCAAGGAUGAAAGGUCUGCGUGCAGUCUGACUUUUAGUGACAUAAUGGAAUAA
Molecule: messenger RNA, 2886 nt
Organism: Pterocles gutturalis (yellow-throated sandgrouse)
Lineage: Eukaryota; Metazoa; Chordata; Aves; Pterocliformes; Pteroclidae
Gene: PLCE1
Product: phospholipase C, epsilon 1
Exons: 19
Biological process (GO): lipid metabolic process; phosphatidylinositol-mediated signaling
Molecular function (GO): phosphatidylinositol-4,5-bisphosphate phospholipase C activity
Source: RefSeq, a predicted model, not a curated record